AUGUCUGUUCAAGUUUCACUUGCAUCGGAUCAACCUCAAAUCCCUAAGGCCACUCCUAAUGAUAUUAAUCGCCGUUCUGCUAAUUUUUCUCCGAGCGUUUGGGGAUCUCAUUUUCUGUCAUAUGCUUUUGUGGAAACAAGCAUCAAAGCUAAGCAACGUGCCCAAGAACUGAAGGAAAAGGUGAAGAUGAUCUUAAUGGCUCCAGUUAAAAAGCCUUCACAAAAAUUGGACUUGAUUCGGGACAUUCAGCACUUAGGUGUUUCUCACCAUUUUGAAAAUGAGAUUGAGGAACUUCUGCAGAAAAUUCACAACAGCUCCCAUGAUAGUACUGAGCCUGGGGACCAAGAAACUGAUAAUGAGCUUUACACUGCAGCGCUCCGAUUUCGAUUACUCAGACAACAAGGUUAUAAUAUUUCGUGCGAUAUAUUCAAUAAUUUCAGGGACAGUGAUGGGAAAUUUAAAGAAUCCCUGGUGAAUGACGUAUUAGGACUUUUAAGCUUGUACGAAGCCACACAUCUUAGGAACCACGGAGAGCAUAUACUUGAUGAGGCCUUAAUCUUCACCACCACUCAUCUUGAAUCUGCAACGCACCGUUUAAGUCCCAUACUUUCGAAACAAGUCACUCAUGCCAUGUACCAGCCAUUCUGGAAGGGCUUGCCAAGGCUAGAAACAAGACAUUACAUGUCUCUCUAUCAGGAAAGCGAUUCACAGAACGAGACUCUCUUGAAUUUCGCAAAGCUAGAUUUCAAUCUACUGCAACAAGUUCAUCAAAGAGAACUAAGUGAAGUUUCAAGGUGGUGGAAGGACUUAGACUUUGUAAACACGCUACCUUUUGCAAGAGACAGAGUAGUUGAGAGCUACUUUUGGGCUUCUGGAGUACACUUUGAGCCUCAAUAUUACUCUGCUAGGAUAACACUACGCAAAGUUAUUGCUUUGAUAACCAUCAUUGAUGACAUCUACGAUGUGCACGGCACACAUGAGGAACUAGAGCUCUUUACUGAAGCUGUUGAAAGGUGGGACAUCUCUGCUAUGGAUCAUCUGCCAGAGUACAUGAAAGUUUGCCAUCAAGCACUAUUGGAUGUUUACGUUGAAAUUGAAGAAAAUCUUGCAAAUGAGGGAAACUUAUAUAGCAUCCACUACGCAAGAGAAGCAGUGAGCCUUUCAUGCCCAUAA
Prunus armeniaca (apricot) is the source of this 1173-nucleotide messenger RNA. The record is from the annotation of a GenBank genome assembly. Lineage: Eukaryota; Viridiplantae; Streptophyta; Magnoliopsida; Rosales; Rosaceae.